This is a messenger RNA of Oncorhynchus mykiss (rainbow trout), 1769 nucleotides long. The record is from RefSeq and is a predicted model, not a curated record. Lineage: Eukaryota; Metazoa; Chordata; Actinopteri; Salmoniformes; Salmonidae.
UCCUGUCCUCAUCCCCCCUCUCCUCUAUUCUCCUUUUCUCUCUCCUCCCUAUAGGGAUCCCAUCUAUUAAGGUUACCUCUGCAGGAUCAGUGAGGAGCGCCCCUUCUGGUUACUCUCCUAACCGCACUGCUGCGUCUGGCCUGACUAGUCCUCCUUUAGGGCUAAAACACGCACGCACGCACGCGUCAAUAAAUCCUGUCAAUAUGUAACACACUAUAAAUGUGUGAACUGAACUGACUCAGCACUGUCUCUCAGCAGGGGGACUCAACAACAGGAAAGCAGACAACUCCAACUCCAGGAACGAUGCUAAACACGACAACGAUGUGGAUAAUGGUGGAAUGAUGACAAUGUUCAGCCAUGAGUGUGGAUCCCAGUACCCUGUAGACUGGGCCAAGUUCUGUUAUGAGUGUGUAUCCAAGUACCCUGUAGACUGGGCCAAGUUCUGUUGUGAGUGUGGAUCCCAGUACCCUGUAGACUGGGCCAAGUUCUGUUGUGAGUGUGUAUCCAAGUACCCUGUAGACUGGGCCAAGUUCUGUUGUGAGUGUGGAUCCCAGUACCCUGUAGACUGGGCCAAGUUCUGUUAUGAGUGUGUAUCCAAGUACCCUGUAGACUGGGCCAAGUUCUGUUGUGAGUGUGUAUCCAAGUACCCUGUAGACUGGGCCAAGUUCUGUUGUGAGUGUGUAUCCAAGUACCCUGUAGACUGGGCCAAGUUCUGUUGUGAGUGUGGAUCCAAGUACCCUGUAGACUGGGCCAAGUUCUGUUGUGAGUGUGGAUCCCAGUACCCUGUAGACUGGGCCAAGUUCUGUUAUGAGUGUGUAUCCAAGUACCCUGUAGACUGGGCCAAGUUCUGUUGUGAGUGUGUAUCCAAGUACCCUGUAGACUGGGCCAAGUUCUGUUGUGAGUGUGUAUCCAAGUACCCUGUAGACUGGGCCAAGUUCUGUUGUGAGUGUGGAUCCAAGUACCCUGUAGACUGGGCCAAGUUCUGUUGUGAGUGUGGAUCCCAGUACCCUGUAGACUGGGCCAAGUUCUGAUGAGAGGAGAGAUAGAAGGGAGGACGAGGAUAGAAGAAAAGAGAAGUGGGGAGGAGAAAAAUAGGAAAUGAAAUUGAAGGGGAGUAGUUUACUGGAACCUUGGGCUAUAUUGGUGUUAUGACACAUAAUACUGUUACCUAGCUAAAAUAGCACAAGGCCAGACAGAUAUUUUUUGGGGGUCCUAACAUCACAGUCAAUUUGGCAUCAGUUGCCAUAACUUUUUAUGACAUUGUUAGGACAGGGUUAUGUUGGCUUAAUUUCCACUAUAAACAUGAGUCCAUCCAGUCUCUAUGAACCAUGGUCUAUAAACCCUCUCCAAUGGAACUCACACUCUCAUCCCAUUCACUCCCUCCCCUACCGUUUCUCUUCUGCAUUACUUAUUCAAUGUGUUACUAUUGAAGUGCAAUAUGAUUGACUACUGAUUUUUUUUUUAAUAGUUUCAUUUUUUUAUAAUGAAGCUGAAUGGAAUGUGUCAUUUGUGCUAAGGGGAUGCAUUAUUUUCAUUGGGUCAUGAGUAGAAUGAAAUGUUAUGUAUUUGGCAAAUACAUUAUUUUCACUGGGACCAAUGUGAGGCCAUUGCUGUUAAAUAGUUGUGGUACAGGUCAGGGUUUUAAAGUCCACCAUUUCAAUACACCAUACAACAUAUACAACACAAAGCUUUGAAAUGGGCUGUAAUUCAAUCCCUAAUAUUUCCACAUACAGUUGAAGUCGGAAGUUUACGUACACUUAGGUUGGAGU